AACCACUUUCUGUGGCCGGGUCGGGCAACUCUGAAAAUGGCGGUGCGCGUUCCGCGAUUUCUUGCGCCGCUUCUCCUGGCAUGGUUUCGCGGGUCGCCUGACAAUUUCCAACCCACGCGGGUGUCCGAGCUUCUGUAAACAAUGCGGUGGGACGGCCGAAAUCUUCGAAAUUCCAGGCGCCUAAAUACCGCGCUAGUGAUACCCUAAGCAAGCAGGGCGAGUGUUGCGUCUCUCAAGAUAGGAGUGCCACCGAGUAUUGCUUCAUGUCAGGUACGGCUGUCUCUCGAUGCAGAAAACGCUCUCUGCGAAGUUUAAGCGGUCUUCACGACGCAGACCCGACCCAACCAUCUUGCCACGUUUUGCCGCUGUGCCAGGGUAACCGGAUGUGUGCGCGUGGUGCGAAUCUUGUCUCGAGCGAUAAGUGAUCAAAACGUCGACCGCCACAGUGCUGCAUCAUGCGUCAACUAAAGGUUGGCGACACCUUCGACUCGUUCACCGAGUGGAAGAGCACUCUGGAGGAGUUCUGCAAGGCGACCGACCAAGGCUUUAAGGUUUACGCGUCGAAGUCCGUGAAGAGCUACAAUAAGAAACUCGAGCAGAGCCGGCUCAAGUGCAAGACCAAGCUGCCGGCGCCGGAGAUCGUGGACGAGAAAUGGCAGUUCACCUACGUCCAGUACUGCUGCGUACUGUCGCGCGGCAAAAGCAAGGCACGCGACGAUCCCAACGGAAAGAUAGCAUACAAAAAGUGCAAUGCAGCUUUGGGUAUCAAGUUUGACAAGCAGACGGAAAAGCUGGUUCUCAUCAAGGUAAACUUGGAGCACAAUCACUCAGACCCACCCGAGGCCCCUGACACUAACGCAGUCGACAGCACCAAUGACCUCUCACAGGAGGGCCUCACGGCGCUGCAAGACUCAAACUUGGGUGACCUGGAAGCCGAUGGCGAUGGGGAUGCCCAGAUUGAAGCUGAUGGCGAGCAGGCGGGUGAACCCGAGUCCAGCUCCAGUGACGAAAGCGAUGACGAUGAGGAUGGCAUGGAUCCGCUGCAUACUGGCGUUGGUGAGGAGUUUCGGGCACUCAGUGUGCGCCAUGCCCGGCAGUUGCAGCUUACCCUGGGUGGUGCCAGUGGCAACGGUGCUGCCACAGACAGCUCGCUGCGUGAGGCUACCGAGAUCGCGUCGCUGCUGCGCGAGCUGGAGAAGCUGGAGGAGGCAGAUGCCGACGCCGCGGUCUCUGUCAUCGUGGGCGCCGGUGACGCAGUGACGGCUGUGUUUUUCCAGACAGGUGCCAUGCGCCGAUCGCUACGCCAGUUCCCCGAGCUGCUGCUCUUCGACAGCGGCUACACGUUCGCCGCCAUGGCGACGGGGCCCGGGGGACGGCCCCGGUUCUCGCUCGCCUCGUGGAGCGGUCACGAUGCGGCCGGCCUGGGCUGUCCAUUUGCCUUCGCGCUCGUCAUGCGGCCCGUGCGGCUUGUCGUCGGUCUGCUGAUGAGCGUGUUCACGCAGGCCAACCCCGUGGCCUCCCAGGUGCGGCUGCUGCUGCUGGGCAAAGAGCAGCUCAAGCUGCAGGGCCUGCGGAACUUCUUCGACCAGGCAAGCACCACGCUCCUGUGCCACUACCACGUCAUUCGCUCAUUGCUGAGCAAGAUGGACCAGCUGAAGAUGCCGCCGUCGGAGCAGGAGCGGGUGUGCCGAACGCUGCGUGCCAUGCUGGCAUGCCUGCACGAGCGCACCUACUCGGACAACCUGCGACGUCUGCAGGCGGCCAAGGGGCGCUUUGCCAACCACUUCCAGCACGUGUGGCACGAGCAGCGGGACCUCUGGGCCGGCUUCCGCCGGUCGGGCCUGGUACCCUGGUGUGCAGGGGUCAACGACCGCGUCGAGGCGCUCGUCCAGUUCCAGCAGGCGGUGUGCAACCAGUCUCGCAGCCUGUGCGAGGCCGUGUGCAACCUGGCUUACGGGGCGCACGGCGUGCUCGCCCAGACCACCACCGAGGCAAUGCUGGACGAGAUCCGCGAGUACCACGUCCAGUUACUCGACUACGAGGCGCGCCUCAUUGCCGCCUGCUGCGACUAUGCCGCCGUCCACGUGCUGGUACAGAUACGCAUCUCGCGCUCGCACAAGUUUUCGGUGCUGGCCUCGGGCUCGCAGCUCGUGGUCAAUUCUAUUGCGGGCAAGGGCACGCUGCCCCUGGGCGGCUUCGCCUGUGACUGCGUCUUCCGCCAGACCUACCGGCUGCCAUGCACGCAUGCCUUCGUCGUGGCACAUGCCCGCAACAUCGAGAUACCGCUCGACGAGGUGGCGCAGCGAUGGCGGAGGUGCGGCCCAUUCCCAAUCGACCUGACUGCUGGCGGCACCGGAGGUGCCAGUGGCGAAGUCAACGAAGGAUGGGCCGGGGAAGGGCAGCGCGAGUACCAGGAGCGCAUGUCACGGGCCCGUGACCUCUCCGAGGCGCUGUGCUCGGUAGCAGCGCACAGCGCACCCGACGGCUGGCACCAUAUGCAGGCAGUGCUCACGCGGCUGUACCGCACCUGGGCACGGGACCCGGCAGCACGCAUCACACUCGCGCUCGAGGAUGGCACGCCGCUGCCCAUCAGCCCUCCGCCACCGCCGCCAGGGACCACGACCACGUCACAACACACAGCAGUGCCCUGCGGUGGUGUUGGCACCAAGGGCCAGCCAGUGGUGCCAAAGGACGAGCUGCUCGAUGCCAUGGACGAGUUCGAGCUGUCCCAGAAGGAUGCCAGCAACAUGGCCUCCGGACUGGAAGACAACCACCACGCUGCAAUGCUUUCGGACGAUGACGCCGACAUGCCACGUGACAGCGUCAAGAGCAACGUGUUUGCCGGCACCACCCAGCUAGAGAAAACCGAGCCCCCCUGCUCCCCCGGCGGGCUGCUCAAUGUGCCCAGUGGUCACCACCACCACCACCACCACCACCAGGGUGGUGGAGACGGUGGCGACGGCGUGACGUCGUCCGGCCUGGGCAACAUCAAGAUGCCCGACGAUGCUGUGUUUGGCUUUUCGGGGGGCAUCUUCAAAGAUGGGGCAGCCGAGGCUGCUGGAAACAGCACCGAGCACCACCACCAGCACUGCGUCGUCUCCACGGUGGCUGGAACGACCACGUCGACAACCAGUACGCCUGCGUGUGAGGAGGCCAAGCUGUCGGCCGAGGAAGAAGUGUACCGGCUGCACUCGGGCGACCUGUCAUGCUUCACUGCCAGCAUCAGUGGCGCCAACGAGGGAACACAAGCCACUGGAGAGCAGCUGGGAGACCUGUUUGGCUAUGGCUCGGACUUUGCCAAGGGCCUCCAGGCCGAGGGUCGGGACAGUCCCGUCCUGCUUAGCAUCAAGGACGACGAGCUCAGUGACGGUUCCAAGGAGGUGGCACGCAUAAAAUGGGACAAUGAGGAGAGCUACAAGCUCCUGGACAGCAUCAUGGAGGCAGAUGCAUCGGAGAAGCUCGACUGUGUAGCAGACGAAAUGAUGGCUACCGAUCCAACCGGGCAACAGCUUCAAGCCAGCAUGGAGAGCGCAGCACGCAGCCUGCUCGAAGACAUCAAGGCCAGCUCCGAGGCGCCACCUCAAUGACUCUAGGCCAUUCAGCUGGAUCUUGCUGAUUCAUGCUCAGUACUGGUACAGUGUCUGCCUCACCUCAUUGGCACUUGUUCCUAUGAGAGCCGCGAAAAGGCUAGUCAUCUGUCCGUGAACUGAAGUACUUGAACCCAGUACAGUGCACCUCUACUCAACCUGUGUUCAAUGGUUGAACACAGAGUGGAAAAUAAUCGCACAAUGGCACAGAGUGGAAAAUAAUUGUGAUUCGGGAAGCAGAGUUUGCAGACAGUUAGACCACUGCGGAAGAGACAAUAACCAUGUGUGCUCUUCAACAGAGUUCUUGCGAGUCAUUCUGCAUCAUUCUGAGCGAAUCGUCAGAACCCCAUCUGUCCUGAUCCUGCCGCCACCAGAAAAGAAAGUGCACCGGAUUUCAAAUGUGGGUCUCCCACUCUUUCUCGCCUUCUUUUCUGAUUGACGCGCAUUCAUUGACCUCAACUUCACUGUGUGGCCGUUGUACACCCAUUGCAUGCCCACUGUGUUGCUCCUGUGUGCCUGCCUGUUACUGUAUUCCUUGUGUUUCCUUGCAAAGUGCUGGUAUAGCAGUGCGUUGCCCAGGCUGCAACAUUGUUGUAUACAUCAGCUGUAGAUGAACUUCCCACUGUAAAUUCAUGCACUGCCCCUUUAUCAGCCAGUACCAUAGCACAUCAUUGAUGUCAUUGAGGCGUUCUUGGUCCAGAAGUGCCCACUGUGGCGCUUUUUGAAAGCAAGCUCAAGAAAUUUGACCAAGCACACAGAGUGUUAGUUGUGCGCCUGGCAUUGCUAGUUUUGUGUCAAUGAACUCCACCUCGUUGUGAAGCAUGGACAUGCCCCCUUGUAUUGUGUGCUUUAUUUGGAAGACAUCGCUCGUGAUGGUCAUCAACAUAAUUGGAGGCUGGCAGGAUGUGUCACGUACAGAUCUCCUACUUUCGUGGCCACAUGCCUGCAUGCCAACGGGCUCUCUUGGUGUGGAAUUAUUCUAGCGCGCGUUACAGCAGUUCCGACAGACUCGCACAUUUGUGCUCUGCAUCUCCCAAGUGUGCUGUGAUCGCAUUUAGUGGAUGUGUUGAUGAUAUCUUUACUUUUAUUACAAUUGUAUGGAACUGCGUGCACCUUACGCGCGGAAUAUUUUAUGGUUGGCUCAACUUUUUCCGAAGACCAGUUGAUUUCUUCAUCAAAUUGAGAUUUCGUGUACUGUACUUAAAGUCAUAACUGUUGUGAAGUGUUGAAUGGCAGCUGCUGCUGCUGUAGUGCAUAGCAAAGAAAUUAAUUUCCUUCAGGGCAGUGCAAGCAACUGCAAAGUGUUCCUGCCAUCACCCCACCUUCCCAGCUAUCACUUCACACCACUAAGAAGUCACUAAUGCUACCUUUUUCUGCCUCUCUGUUGCUGCUUUUGCGAGAGUGUAACAGCCUCCCUCUGCUAUUGGUGAACCAUAGCUAACAACUUUUGUGCAGUAUCGAUUCACUUGUCAGUACCUGUGCUCCGUGAGUUAGAUGCCUUGUCAGUUUAAUUGUGGUUUGUUAUGCACAAGAUCAGUCCUUGUGUUCCGGCAAAAAGGGAUGUGUAGGUUCAGCGUAACAAAGAGCGGUACCACUGUAACAGCUUCCUUGUAGAACCAACAACCAGAACGAUAGAUGACACAGGGGACAGCCUUUUUCCACAAGUUGUUGCACUAAUUUGGCUCAGUUUUGCAAAAAAGUAAGCCUUAAAAGCAGCAAUCACUUGUCUGUUGACAUGCUCGGGCGUUAAAGGGACAGUAAAGGCAAACGUUAGGUCGUGUUAAAGUGUCACACUAGUGUUGUGAAAUGUCCAAUAAGCAAUGUUUCCUAGAACACAGAUUUUGUAAGAAAAUGAUGUAAAUGUGUGGUCUAGGUUAGCACCGCCACUGCAGUAGUACAGAAUCAUCUCCCAGCGGUGUCUUAUGCCCCAGUCAGACGAGUAAAUUUGGUGACACUUUGAGCGAGUGCACGUCGUCGUUAGUGUCACUUGCAGGCUGUCAGACGGAAAGGUCUAGUGACACUUGCUGUGGAGUGCACUUGCCAGCGAGUGCGAUCGACAAACUCGCUUCGCUGCACUGAAGUGUGUGGCCUCAAUAGCAGUGCUUCAAGAAUGUUUAAAUAAAUGCUCACAGCAGAGUCAGCACUAAUAAUAAGACCACUUUUCUGUGAUUUCAGAUGUUAUGAGCAUCUUUGCGACAUCAGUGCAGCCAAAACAAUCUUGAAAUGUUAAUUUACCGUGGAUGUCGUCAUUUUUACCCUGUGGAUUUUGGAUAUGUUCCACACCUGUAUUGGCUCAAAACAAAUGGACGUGUUAAUGGGACUACACUAUUUCUAUUUUUGAUUGCGAAGGUUCUCGUAAAAAAGCAUUCUUUUUUCGUAAUAAAACAGUAACCCUUUCUAAAGUUCAAAUUGCCGAGAAUCAUAUCAACCACUAUGGCUUCAAGGAUCGUCAUCGUCAUCAAUCCAUGCAUCAUCAAUCUAGUACCAUGCCGCUGAAGUGACACUCAACGAGGCGAAGUGCACUCGCUCAAAGUGUCACUAGAUUUGCUUGUCUGACUGGCGCAUUAUACCCCAAAUAUUCUUGGUACACACUUUUAGGCAACCUUUUUGAUAAUAAGAAGGUACUUACAUUGUAUCAGGGGACGUAUUCUGCUACGAUUGCCUCAGCGAUACUAUUUCCUUCGCGUGGCGUAGGGCUCAACCAGCCAAUCACCGCGCGUGCCUACGGCGAUACUGUCGCCAAAAGUGACUGUCGCAGAAUGCAUCCCCAGAAUGGGAAAUUAAGUGGAGUUGGUUUCUGUUGGAAAAUCGUGCAGAAGAACUCAAUAAUGCCACCUCACUCAAUUGGCACUUCUUGUGAAAGUGUGGCGCCAUCUCUGUGUGGCAUUUGGACUCACUAGUGUGGUAGUGUCUGCCAGAGCAUGACCUCCAUGACGGCCGUCGACACGUAGGGCACUCAAUCAACACCAACUUACAGAUUGCCUUUUUAUAACUUACAUUCACCCGUUUUGUCAGGAGACCUGCUGUCUCUUGUUGCAAUUUUCUUAGCAACCGUGGUACCGAACACCAGCAGGUUUUCUGGGCGACAAUCUGUCGCUGUUGUUGGACUCAGUAUAUUUGUCAUCAGUAUCGCUUUAAGUAAAAGCAAAACAUGCUUUCAUUCUAACUGCUUUGAAACUUGAGUGAGGCACUUGUAGAAGUGAGGUUUGCGGUGGUGUAGCCAGGAAUUUUUCUUUUGGAGGGGGGAGGAGGCAUGCACCUAACCGGGGAAGGGGGGGAGCAUGUGCCCAGUAUGCCCUCGCCACUGGCUGUGGUACAGUUGUACUGACGACAUGGCAAGUAUUGUGACGCCUUACUUGCACUGUUCCUACAAAAAUGGCUGACAUUAGAGGAGUCAAAGUGAACAAGAGCAGCCAGCUUGAAAUCAAGCAUCCUUUGACAUUUUUACCACGAGGCAGGUGUGCCAACUAGUGCACUCAGAAUGCAUCAGCCAAGUGUCAGGUGAUCGCUUGGGCAGUUGCCACUUUAUACAAGUUUGCUUCACUCACGGCAGCUUCGUGCGUAACCGUUGUCAUCGUCAAGGGAUCCUUUGCGAGAGAAAGGAAUUAGUGCAUCACGCGGAUGUUACGAAUGUGGUUGCUGGUAUUUACCAUGUAUGCUGUCUCAGCUUCACGUAUGUUCAAAGUGGCCUAACCUACUCUUUCUCUUUUUCGUUUCUUCUUUUUUUUUAUGGGGCUGAGUAUUUCUAAGUUACUUCACAUCAUUCCGCUGCACAACCGCUUGAACAAAGUCACUCUUACGCAGACUUUUUUGGGACGUUCACUUCUGCAUUUAUUUUCUUGUGAUUUAUGAAAAAAAAAUAAGUAGUAGCAUUCUUGGUUUUGCCCUCAGGCCUCUCACACUUUUCUACACUGCCUCGAUUGACCACAUAGCAUGCAUAUGCCGUAUUUUCUCGUGUGCUACCUGCGCUACAAAUUUAAGAAGUUAAACGAUGAAGCAGGUGAUAUAUAAGAAUUUUUGCCUUGCUCUUUGGCUUAACAGCGACACAUAGUGCAUUGCCAUUCACCGUGCUGCUGCAGAGAGCAGUUCAGAGACGGUUGAUGCCCGAACGUACAAAACAUUGUUUCAGGAUACUUGCUCUCCUGAUUAUAAUGAGGCAUUGUUUCAUAGGUUUACUUUCGCAAAGUACUCGUUCCAUGUUUUGUUUUUUCUUUGUGGGUUGGUGGUGGCCCGGUUAGCGCGGGAAAAUACAGUAAUCAUCAUGCUCCAUGUACUGAUUCUGUUCGAAAGUCAACUCACUUAUGGAGUUUCAAGACAGCAGUUUACAUAAGGUGCUUACCCCUUCCAAGUGUUGAAUUAACGUAUUUGCACGAAUAUAAUGUAAAUACUUUGUUUUCUACGUAAUAUGACCAUGAAAGAAUACCUCGCAUUCUAUUUGGAACUGUGCUCUGAAUAAAACACAAUAGUAUUUUACCCUGAUUUCACGCUUCAAAAUUCAGCGAGCUCCACCACGAAUUAAACGAGCCGUGUGGGAAAGCCAGCUUCUUAGUGUCCUAUGAAGAAUGCAGAUGCACUCGUGCAAUUAGAGGACGAGAGUCAGCAAUGUAGCAAGCGUGCAACAAGUGGGAAGCGAGGCAACAGCAUGCUAGGUCCAGGUAAUGUCUAUUUCUCGAGAGGGCUUAUCUAAGGGCUUUAAGGCCAACACGUCGAUCUUCUACUGCAGCAGAUUUCCACAUGGUCUUGCAUGUGCAAACACAGCUGCCGCGAUUCGCAUGUUUGGUCUCUCGAUGCAUCACCGUUAGUACGUUCCAGCACGGCACGAUAUACAAUCUCUUGCCGCAGUGCACAUCCAUGCGGACAUAGGCGCAUAAUCGGGCAUUCCCACGCGGUUGUACAUUACUGUACUGCAUUGUGCAUCACAUUUUGCUAAAACUGCUGCAUGAUGCAUCAUUAGUUCGCGUAAUAAUCAUGAUCUAACCUUCUUCGUUUUUUAAAUUCUAUAAGUCGUCACAGUGAGUGUAAGGACACUUCACAUUCUGUUCGUUGUCGUGUGACAUUUGUGCAAAUGCAAUAUUAGCAAAUGUGUCUGCUCUCCUUUACUGUUUGCUGUUACAAGCAGCAUCACUGAAUGAUUUUAUUCUAGCAAGUGCGAUCAAGUGGCAAUCGUACGUUGCAAUAUUGACUCCUACUGGCAUUCCUGGCUGAUCUUGUUUGCCGGCGUCAAGCCAGCCAAUUGCUUGGAAGCACUGUAGCUCUCAAUAGAAAGUUUCCAAUGCAUUCGUGAUUAAGCAAGGACUAACGAAGCUGGUAAUUGUCGUAUUCAAGUGGUUAGUGAAGGUUCCUUUUGUCUAGUUUUGUUAUAAAAUGCCGUAAUUGUAUUCACCGACCAGGUCAAAGUUGCAAAAAGUGAAGGAUGACAUUUUGGGGCCCUCGUCCUCCAUGAGGCAAACAAGAGUCAAUUUAUCUAAUAUGUAGAAGAUUGCACAAUCGUAUUGAGUAGACUGCCAUUAUAUAGCUGUCCAUCAAGUUCAAACUUUGUGGCAUUGUUUUUAGUAGGAAAUUUCUAGAAAUUCAAUUAUUGCCACUUCCAUUAUGGUAGCGGCAUUCUCCGAGUUUAAUGGAUCGACAUUUGCACCAAGUUAGUUGGAUCCUUGGUUUUCCUUGCUGACAUUGGGAACCUGUGGAGUUGUAUCAAGCUGUAAUCGCAGUGUUGAAUCACUUCGUGCAAGGCUUGUUGUGAAGCAGGCAGGUAGUGGUGCAGCUCUCACAUGUCUCACAAUGUUGUUGUCACUAGGAUUGAACAUUGUAGUCUUUAUCUUGGGAAGAAAGCGAUGGUGUAGUGUUAUGGGCUACAUUAAAAGGUAAGCCUGUGAGCCUGCUGGGGCCAAUAUGAGGGAAAACAAUUGUUCGUCAUCUGUUCAUGGUUCCUUUAUAUACUUUUAUUAAUUGUCAUCAGCUUAUUGAAGCAUGAACCCUGGUUUGCUGUACAAUAGUGUUUUCAUCUCUUAUGGUAUGAAAGGGCAACUCUCCAAAAACUGUGUAGCCAACGCAUGUGGUGUGUAUGGGCAGGUUUCUGCAUAAUGGGAAGACUGGUAAAAUAAGUACAUGAGAUUGACGACGUCAAGUUCAUUUCUAAUCUGCUGAUUCAAACUGUACAUACAUUCAUUCCAAAUGAAUAUGUGUGCAGUUCCAUACACAUUCUUUGGCAGCAGUGUAUAUUUUAUGGGGGCCUAUGCUAAUGAUGAAGGCUGUGUUUACCGAAAGACAUAAACUGCUUGCUUCUCAUAAUGUUCAUGCACAGUGUACAGUCAUCUUGAUGUGUUGUGAUCUGAAACUGAUGAACAGUCCACACGAAGCAUCAGCUGUUUUCAUGUAAUGUAUGUUAGCUUGUACAUAUUGUAUUUCUUUUAUUUUUUGAAUGGCUGAUGAGUCCAUCCUUCUCAAAGAGACCCCGAAUCAGUUUCAUUGGCUGAAACGAUUCGCACUGUUGUAACUUUAGAACACAAAUCCACACUGUUUGUUAGGGAAGCCAGUGGCAGCCAAAAAAAUUCAAAUCCUGCAUCCCCAUUUGCGACAUAUCGGAGCAACACAAAAGUAUAUUUUGGCGGCCAGCACAACUGGAGCCACUGUCUCAGCAAUACGCUCAUGUAGAGUCAACAUGUGCAGGUAGUGGACAUGUAUAGAUGUCCACACUUCUAACUUGGAGCACUUGAUUGGUGCACUGUGAAGCCAAGCAAGUAAUAUUUUGUGUUUGUGCUCAGUUCGUUAGACAAUGCUUGUUGGCAGCAGCAGCCCCACAAACACGGGUGCCACAUAAUAUUUAUCUCAUUAUCCCAAACCUUCCGAUUGCUGUGGCAUCACUUUUUGCUUGCUCUGCAGCAGUGCAGUCGAGGGCUUAACAAUCCUUAACAAUACGCUUGAGCAUGUAGUGAAGUAUUGAAUCGGCAGGAAAGAUCAUAAGUGCAGAGCAUAUCGGCAUAACAGCAAGAAAAGCUCUGUGCUGGACAAAGUACCUUAACCUCCGGAGACAUCUGCCACUGCCUUCCAGCAUAAUCAACCUUUCACUGUAAUGGCAGCCAUGUACUGAUCAAGAAACUAGAUGGUCAUUCAGUAAGCAAGAAAUUGCGAUUACCUGGCGAGAGGUACGAUAACAUUUUAUAUUUUCCGUACUAAUAAACUAUUCAAUUUAGGCCCAUGACUUGUGCUGAAGUUUGCAACUGCUACGAGCAUGGGCCAGUAAAAAUGAGAUUUUGCAGCAGUUUUCAUUUCCACAACUCCACACAAGCGCAUUUUGGGUGAAUGUAGUGAGUGUGACCACGAAGUGUAUUACAAGACAUGCUUUGAUGUCUUCAGCAACUGCAUCGGGGUUCCUUCGAGAGGGUGCACUGAUAGCUACUCUAGUCAUGACCACGUAGUUUGUCAUGGCUAAAUUGGAGCUGUGUAGUUUGGACUGCAUGUACAUGUAUUGUUUGAAUGCGCAGUGCUAGUAGUAGUGUGCAGGGUGUCUUAAUGGGUUGCAUUUAUUCACUCAUGCCGUGUGUUAAUCAGUGCUCUGAAUGUGUAUUAUUGUCCAACAGAAGGUACUGAUUGAUGUGUAAUAUGUUGACAUGUCAACUCGUAGGUUCCCUCUUGUGAUGGGCUUUCAUUUCUUCCAAACGCCAGAGCUCAUGUUAUUGUAGAGAACAGCCCAGUCUACAGCAAUACCUUGUCCCGUUUGGCAGGUUGACAAGCAUGACAAAUCCUUCUCUGUCAGUGGGGGAAAAAAAAGUCUUAUUGUCCGCAAAAGCGUGUGCCCGUUUAUAUUCCCUGUAGCUCUAAUUCUAGUUCAUUGUGGUAGCACUCCUUUAUCGGAAAGAAUGUUAAAGGUUGUAAGAAUUGUGGCUGCAUUGACACCAAAGCUUAUUUUUUGUACCUUAUUUUUAUGGUAGCUUAGCCAACCAAUGCAGCGUUUGUGUGAGACAUUUCUACUCAACCUUGGUGAGGCAGGUUCAUUGAAACAUAAUUACACUCACUGGCACCUUAAGCCCAUGAGCAUGAAUUUUCACAUUUUCUCAUUUUGUGCGCAACAUUUAAUCUUCACCACGCCUUUUUUUUCUCUCUCUCUUCGAUUUGUUGCAUUUGAUUCAUCGAUCGCCCUUUCAUCCGCAUUGUUCUUGUACAGCUACUGAUGAAUUUUGUGUACUGCAUGUUGUCAUGUUGUCUAUGUUGUCAACAAUGGCUUCGUGGUCUUAAAUAUAUUGCAGUGAAAAAAGG
Messenger RNA from Dermacentor silvarum, 11840 nucleotides. RefSeq lists its product as uncharacterized. NCBI's taxonomy places the organism in Eukaryota, Metazoa, Arthropoda, Arachnida, Ixodida, Ixodidae. Bases 456 to 3587 code for a protein of 1043 amino acids. The transcript is spliced from 14 exons. The record is from RefSeq and is a predicted model, not a curated record.